Molecule: messenger RNA, 1977 nt
Organism: Musa acuminata AAA Group (dessert banana)
Lineage: Eukaryota; Viridiplantae; Streptophyta; Magnoliopsida; Zingiberales; Musaceae
Product: UDP-glycosyltransferase 86A1
Exons: 2
Coding region: 387-1829 (480 amino acids)
Molecular function (GO): UDP-glucosyltransferase activity
Source: RefSeq, a predicted model, not a curated record
AAGUUAUACAUGACGAUCACUCACACUUCGUCUCCAUGUACAUCCGAGCAAAACAACAAAGGCUCCAUGUGGACCACCAGAAACGUGCCAUUGACGUCUCGUGGUGUUGAUCUCUCUCAAAACCAUGUCCGCAAGGUGGCCAUACAUGAUUGAACCUGCGAAAUGACCUCUCGUUUCCGUCGGAACGCAGGAUCUGAUUCAUCUCCUCGGCAGCUGAAGUGUCUCUGAUCUGAUCUGAAUGGCCGUGUCCGCAGGUUCUGAUUCAUCUCCUCUUAGUAACGCCAUCGAUGACGCUGUUGGAGGACGGAAAGGAGACCCAACACUGACAAGCAGCAGGUAGAGAAAUGUGCAGGUGAUCACCGUCAGCAAGGCUUCGCAGCACUGAAAUGUCCGAAUCGGAGGAUAUCCCCAAGCACCACGCCAUCUUCGUGGCCGCGCCCUUCCAAGGUCACUUUACGCCGGCUGCCAACUUCGCCGUCAAGAUCGCCGCCAGGGGUUUCAUCGUCACCUUCGUCACCACCGAGGCCUUUCACCACCAGCGCACCGCCUCCGGUGCGGUGUCCGUUGACGGCCACGAGGUCUUCGCCGACGCCCGCUCGAUGGGCUUGGACAUCCGCUACGAGCUCGUGAGCGACGGACUGGCCGUGACCUUCGACAGGUACAUGCACCGGGAUCAAUUCUCCGAUGCCUUCUACCACCUGCUCCCCGUCCAUGUCGAGGAGCUGAUGCGGAAGCUCCUGCUCGCGGAGCCCCCCAUCGACGUCCUCAUCUCCGACACCUUCGCCGUGUGGCCAUCGACCUUGGCCAAGAAGUUUGGGCUGCCUUAUGUCUCCUUCUGGACCGAGCCGGCGCUCGUCUUCGCCAUCUACUACCACAUGCACCUCCUCGUCGAAAAUGGCCACUUUGGCUCUCCUACCGAGACUCGCAAGGAUACCAUCACGUACAUACCCGGCGUGCGGUCCAUCGAGCCGACGGACCUCGUGUCAUUCUUUCACGCGCCGGAGGCGUCAUGGCGGCUGCUCAGGAACGCCGGUAAGGCAUUCGAGGAGGUCAAGGGGGCCGACUUCGUGCUGUGCAACACGGUGCAGGAGCUCGAAGUGGAGGUCAUCGGGGCGCUGCAGCAGGAGUGGCCAUUCUACGCCGUGGGGCCCAUCGGUCCCGACUCCGGCGAAGGCGGGGCAGCGACCAGCCUAUGGCCCGAGCUGGAUUGCUCGCAGUGGCUCCACUCCAUGCCGCCGCGUUCCGUGCUCUAUAUUUCGUUCGGAAGCAUCGCCGAGGUUAGCAAGCGGGACAUGGACGAGAUCGCUUACGGAGUCCUCGACAGCAAAUCCAGCUUCAUAUGGGUGCUUCGGCCAGGAAGCGGGAGCACGGAGGGCACCCCACUUCCCGAGGGGUUCAUCGAUGCAUGCAAAGGGAGGGGGAUGGUGGUGCCGUGGUGCCGUCAGAAGCAAGUCCUGCUGCACCCGGCGGUGGGCGGCUUCCUGACGCACUGCGGGUGGAACUCGAUCCUGGAGAGCAUGUGGUGCGGGGUGCCGAUGCUGUGCUUCCCAGUGUUUGCGGACCAGCCGACGAACCGGAAGAUGGUGGUGGAGGACCUGAGGAUAGGGAUCGAUGUCGGAAGUAUCGGCGAGGUGAGCAGGGCGGAAGUCUCGAGGAGGAUCGACAGCCUGAUGGGAGGAGGAGUAGGCGGUGAGCUGAGGAAGGAGAUGGAGGAAGCUCAAAGGGCGGUCAAGAGUGCGGUGACUCCGUGUGGUUCGUCAAGCAAGAACAUGGAGCGGUUCACCGUCGAUCUGCUGAAACAUCUGUCGGAGAAGAAGCGAGAGCAAUAGACGCGUUGGUGUGAUGGACAUGGAAAAUGUCCUACUUUUUUGCUGCUCGCGGAUCUACUUUUGAUGUUCGAUUGUUGAAAAGGCGAGUGGUUCUCAAAAGGAUGUUUGAUUGUUCCCAUGAUAAUGGAUCAGUGUUUGUUUUUGUGGA